Hypomesus transpacificus is the source of this 6876-nucleotide messenger RNA. RefSeq names its product phosphatidylinositol-3,4,5-trisphosphate-dependent Rac exchange factor 1 (gene prex1). The transcript has 37 exons. Gene Ontology annotation, biological process: intracellular signal transduction. Lineage: Eukaryota; Metazoa; Chordata; Actinopteri; Osmeriformes; Osmeridae. The record is from RefSeq and is a predicted model, not a curated record. The coding region runs from base 1 to 4569 and encodes 1522 amino acids. Gene Ontology annotation, molecular function: protein binding; guanyl-nucleotide exchange factor activity.
AUGUCUGAUGUGUUGGUCGGGGUUGUAACUUUCUGUUGUAUAACAUGUUUUAAUGUUUACUCUGUGUGUGUGUGUGUGUGUGUGCGUGGUCGUCCCCAGCACUGUAUGCUGUUGGGAGGGAAGAAGAGCACAGACGUUCCUCUGGAGGGCUACCUGCUAAGCCCCAUCCAGAGGAUCUGCAAGUACCCUCUCCUGCUGAAGGAGCUCCUGAAGAGGACCCCGAAGAAGCAUCCCGACUACCCGGCGGUGGAGGAAGCCCUGCAGGUGAUGAAGGCCGUGUGCUCCAACAUCAACGAGACCAAGAGGCAGAUGGAGAAACUGGAGGCCCUGGAGCAGCUCCAGUCCCACAUCGAGGGCUGGGAGGGAACCAACCUGACAGACAUCAGCACAGAGCUGCUUCUCCAUGGUAACCUUCUCAAGAUCUCAGCAGGCAACAUCCAGGAGAGAGUGUUCUUCCUGUUUGACAACCUCCUGGUGUACUGCAAGAGGAAGUCCAGGGUUUCUGGGAAGAAGUCUACCAAGAGGACCAAGUCCAUCAAUGGUCCACUAUAUUUGUUCAGGGGAAGAAUCAACACUGAGGUGAUGGAGGUGGAAAACGUUGAGGAUGGAACAGCGGACUAUCACAGUAACAACUACACAGUGACCAAUGGCUGGAAGAUCCACAACACGGCCAAGAACAAGUGGUUUGUCUGCAUGGCCAAGAAUGCAGAAGACAAGCAGAAGUGGCUGGACGCCAUCUUGAGGGAGCGUGAACAAAGAGAGAGCCUUAAACUGGGUAUGGAGAGGGAUGCCUAUGUGAUGAUUGCAGAGAAGGGAGAGAAGCUCUACCACAACAUGAUGACCAAGAGCCGCCACCUGAUCAAGGAUCGGCGCAGGAAGCUGAGCAUCGUACCCAAAUGCUUCAUGGGAAAUGAGUUUGUGUCCUGGCUGAUUGAGAGCGGGGAGAUCAGUAAGCCUGAUGAGGGGGUGAACCUGGGCCAGGCUCUGCUGGAGAACGGCAUCAUCCACCACGUGUCGGACAAGCACCAGUUCAAGAAUGAGCAGGUGCUCUAUCGCUUCCGCUACGACGAUGGAACCUACAAGGCCCGCAGUGAGAUGGAGGACAUCAUGUCUAAGGGUGUACGGCUGUACUGUCGCCUGCACUGCUUGUACACGCCUGUCAUCAAGGACAGAGACUAUCAUCUGAAAACCUUCAAGUCGGUGGUGCCUGCAAGCAAGCUGGUGGACUGGCUCCUGUCUCAGGGCGACUGUUCCUCACGCGAUGAUGCCGUGACUCUUGGGGUGGGACUGUGCAACAACGGCUUCAUGCACCACGUCUUGGAGAAGAGCGAGUUCAAAGACGAGUCUCAGUUCUUCCGUUUCUAUGCCGACGAGGAGACUGAGGGCACCAGCACCAAGAGCAAGCAGCUCCGCAACGACUUCAAACUCAUAGAGAACAUCCUGGCCAAGUCCCUGGUGAUUCACCCCGAGGAGGAAGACUACGGCUUCGAGAUCGAGGAGAAGAACAAAGCCAUUGUGGUGAAAUCUGUCACCAGGGGCUCACAUGCUGAGAUGGCAGGUCUGCAGGUGGGCAGGAAGAUCUUCACCAUCAACGAGGACCUGGUGUUCCUCAGGCCCUUCUCCGAGGUGGAGACCAUGAUCAACCAGUCCUUCUGCAUCCGUCGCUCCCUGAGGGUGCUGGUGGCCACCAAGGCCAAGGAGACAGUGAAAGUUCCAGACACAGCAGACUACCUGUCCUUCAGACUGUCUGGCUCCGCCCCUCCUCACGUCCACGCUGUACGGAAAGGUUGGGAGGCAGCGGCAGCAGGCCUCCAGCCAGGCCAGUGCAUCCAGAAGGUCAACGGCAACAACGUGGCCCACAGCAGCUACCAAGACGUCCUGGAGCACUUCAGCUCCCAGGACUCUCACCAGGACAAGCCCGACACGUGUCAGUGGGUGUACCGGGCGUUCGAGGAUGUGGAGGAGCAGGGGCAGGGUGAGGGGGAGGAGGGCUCGUUCAGGGCCUGCACAGAGGAGAACGGAGCUGACCCGGAGGACGCUCACGGCACCAACGGAACAGACUCCCGAGGUCUGGCGAGGCUGUCUGUGUCUGAGGACAGGCCCCUGGUGAGCCUGAUGGUGGAUAACAUGCACCUGGAGCACGGCGUGGUGUACGAGUACGUCAGCACGGCCGGUAUCAAGAGCCAGGUGCUGGAGAAGGUGGUGGAACCCAAGGGCUGCUUCAGCCUCACUGCCAAGAUCCUGGAGGCCUUCGCCAAAGACGACAGCCACUUUGUGCGGAACUGCAGCCAGCUGAUCUCCCAGUGUGACCGGGUGGUCUCCAUGCCCCAGUUUGAGUUCAGGAACAUCUGCGACACCAAGCUGGAGAGCAUCAGAAGACGCAUCAGCAACUACCAGCAGUUCGCCCAGGAGCUGAAGAACAAGGCGUGGCCGACCUUCAAGCAGGCGAGCCAGAGGCCCCACCCCCUGGGCUGUAUGGACUUUGUUCCUACCAACUGCCACGUCAACCUGAUGCAGGUGUCCCACCCCAAGAGCACCACCACCGCCGGCAGAACCUUCAGCAUCCGCUUCGGACGCAAGAACUCUUUCUUCGGCCUAGACCCGGACCAAGCCAACCUCAACCCCAUGUCCCACACCCAGCACUGCGUCACCAGCAUGGGCGCUCCCUCCUGGAGCUGCUCUGGUCUGGAGGGCGACGAGACGGAGGAGAACGGGACGGGGGAGGGGCUGGUGGACGGCCCGCGCGACCCCCACCACGGCGAGGGCGGCCUGAGCUUCCUGCUGAAACAGGAAGACGUGGAGACCCAGGACUCCUACAUCCGCCUGUACAGCCGCCUGGACGUGGCAGUGAGGGAGAUGAAGCAGUAUGUGGCCCAGAUAGACGUACUCCUGUCGUCCAUCACGGAGCCCACCCAGCCCCAGGACGGUGAGCCCCCGGCCUACGAGCCCCACAGCCAGCCUCCCACCCUGGCCCCCGUGGAUGAGGGCGACCCGGACAAGGUGGAGCAUGGAGGCAUCAAGAAGGUGUGCUUCAAGGUGACCGAGGACGACCAGGAGGACUCGGGCCACGACACCAUGAGCUACAGGGACUCCUACAGCGAGUGCAACAGCAACAGGGACUCUGUCCUGUCGUACACCAGUGUGAGAAGCAACAGCUCUUAUCUGGGCAGUGACGAGAUGGGCUCAGGUGAUGAGCUGCCCUGUGAUAUGAGGAUCUCUUCAGAUAAGCAGGACAAGCUGCAUGGCUGUCUGGAGCACCUCUUCAACCAGGUGGACUCCAUCAACAGUCUGCUCAAAGGGCCCGUCAUGAGCAAGGCCUGCGAGGUGACCAAGCACUUUGACCCUGACCACACUCAGCCAGAGUUCCGCCAGACGGAGGACUCGACGAGUCGCUGUCGCUAUGUCAUCCACAAGAACAUCCAGGAGGACCCGUGGAACCUGCCCAGCUCCAUCAAGACCCUGGUGGAGAGCCUGCAGAGAUUUGUGGAUGAUGGGAAGAACCAGCUGCUGUUGGCUCUGCUCAAGUGUACAGACACCUCCCUGCAGCUCCGCCGUGACGUCAUCUUCUGCCAGGCAGCAACGGGGGCGGUGUGCACGCUGGCCGAGCAGCUGCUGGCGGCGCUGCGCUCACGCCUCAACAACGCGGGCGAGUACGAGGAGGACAGCAAGGAGACCAGCCGCAAGUGGCUGGAGCAGGUCGCUGGCAUCGGGGUGCUGCUGCACUUCCAGGCCACGCUGGCGCCACACGUGAAAGAGGAGCGUACCAUGCUGGAGGACACCAAGGCAGCCCUGUUGGACCUGGACAAAGUCACAGUGUUCUUCCGCCAGCUGGAGGACGAAUACCUCGUGGCCAACACGCCAGUGUGUUACCAGGUGGAGGGCAGUCGUCAGGCCCUGAGGGUUACCCUGUACCUGGACAGCUGCCACUUCAGCGAGCUGCCCACACGCCUGAAGAACGGAGGCAGCCUCAAGCUCCACACCGUCCUCUUCACCAAAGCCCUGGAGAGAUCUGAGGGUCUGUCUCCGCAGGACACGGUGACCAUGGAGGAGUUUCAGCAGCGGACCAACGCUCUCUCCCUGGAGAGGGUGAAAGCCUACUACCGCAGACUUAGAGCCUUCUACCUGGAGAAGUCUAAUCUGCCCACUGACUCUAACACCACAGCUAUGAAGAUAGACCAGCUGUUACGGCCCCUCAACACCCUGGACGACCUGUGUCGGCUGAUGCAGUCCUACGUGAACGUGAGGCCCAGCGCCCAGGGACACCCCUCUGGCACCAGUGUCCUGUGUGUGUCCUCGGAGCUGUGUAACCGUCUGGGCGCCUGCCACAUCACAGUUUGUGCCACCGGCAUGCAGAGGUGCACACUGAGUGUGACCCUGGAGCAGUCGAUGAUCCUGGCCAGGAACCAUGGACUCAUGCCGCGCUGCUUCAUGCAGACCAUGGACAUCAUGCGCAAACAGGGAACAAGAGUUGAGCUCUCUGCUAAAAACCUCAAGGUGAUGGACCAGAUGCCCCCUGCUGCCCCAAGGCUCUUCAAGUUGUGUCUCCCGCCCACGGACGGAGACAUGUAGGAGAAGCCUCGCUGUUCCUGGAGCGCUUCUUUAACUUUUUAAUGUUGAUCAACUCAAUCCUCAUUGACCUGAGGUCAAAGGUGAAGGAGGGGAGGGUGAACUGGGGGAAAUGGGAGAAGGCUCUCCCCUCUAAAAGACAAUAGCAGGAGGGUGUAGUGUUCGGGUGGUCUUAAACAGAGUCUGUCCACGGAAACAUUCCAUCAGAGAAGCAUCAGAAGUCUGGGUGCCAAAGGAGGUUCUCUCCAUGUGGCACACAGCUCCACAGUCACCCUAACCACACACUCCCUAGUCCCCCAGCACACAACUGUUGCUGCCUAUGGCAGUCUGCCUACCGUGACACUGGUGAAACUAAUCUGGUAACCCACCCCCCCCCCCCCCCCUAAAAAAGGUAGUGUUGUGUCACAGACCUGGAAACUCAUUGAGGAACCCUCAGAGAUGCCAGGAUCAGAACCAAUCUCAGUAUUUAGGACCCCAUUACAGCUAAUGGAUACUUCUCCAAGCAGGGCUAUAUUAUUAACUGGAUUAACCCAACUUCCUGUUAGUGGUCCCUUAUCUCUCUUAUCUUGUAUUCACUUUGCCUUGGACUGCUAUUCGAGAGCUCUCCGUCCUCUCCAGUCAAAGUCUUGUAUUUCUUGGGGAUUAGAGACGUAAAGGGAAUUGAUCCCUAAACCUGGUUUUGUUUAUGUGAUGCAAUUUGUAAUGGGAGAAAAACUGCAUCAAGGAGAACAAGAUUGUUAAAUGAAUAGAUGGAGGGAUGCAGGUAGGGAAAGAGAUGGAGGGACAGGGAUUGAUGGAGAGAUCGAUGGAGGGAUGGAUAGAAGAAUGGACAGUGUGGAGGCUGCCUUUGCCUCCUUGCAUGCGGUGAAUGUGCAAUUACUGUAGGUUUAGUGUGAGUACUGUAUUACUGCACAAUACUGUAUGAAGGACAGCUAUUUAUUGUAUCCGGAAGGAGCAUUCUUAUUCCUCAGUAAUAUCAGGUAUUAAAGAUUUAAAAGCAUUCCAGCCUACGUAUCAUACGGUAUUUAAUGGACCAGUGGCAUGCCGUUUCUCUUUAGAUUUUCGUUAUGUGAGCAAGUAUUAAUCUUCAGGGAAUGUUGCAGAGAAAGGGGAUUAUGAGUCAGGGUAAAGCACCCAACCAUGAGCUGUUAUGUUUACCAACGUGCAGCCAAAUCAACAGGAUAGCAGUUCACGCGUAAUUAAUAAGCUUCAUCUAUUCAGUCUCAUGUAUGUCUUGCAGAGUUCUCAUCACAAGUUUUAAUUGUAUUUAAUGGCGCUCUAGAAAUCUCUGUUUUGAGAUUUUAAUAUUUAGGUAUUUAAAUGAGCACAAUGAUUCAUUCAAUCACUCACACACAACACGGUAUGUGAACGUACUGUAACCUGUAUAUGGAUGGUGUCAGCAAAAGGGAUCAGGCAAGGAUUCGUAAACAGUAGCAUUAUUUUAUGGAAAACUUUGUUGUUUUGGUGUAAAUAAAGUCUGUAACAUUGACUGCCAGAGAAAAUUGCAUUUUGUUUUAAGCCUUUGCGGCAAGAGGGUGAUGCUAUAAUUUAAAUUUUAUUAUUUUUAUGAAGAUAAUAUAGUAUGUAAAACGUAAAAUUAUUUUGUAUUCAUAAAUGUACAGUUUUAAAUAAACUGCAGGGUUUUUUUUUCUUGUGGAGGGCGAGCGGGGGUUGGGGGGUUGGAGCUGAAUCUAUCUGACAAUGUUGUUUUUAAAAAUGCCUCCACUUGCAUUUCAGCCUGGUUUGUGUGUGUUACUGAGAUGCAGUUUGCAAUUCAGUUGUUACACAUCAAUCGCUCCUUUUUAUUUAUUUCAAAGAUCUCAUCAGGUUACAAUUGUGUUGGUUACAAUUCUUUCCAAUCCCCACCAUCACCAUAUACAUACUAGCAAACUAGCAAUUAUGCAGGUUAUUAGAACAUUUGAAUUUCACCUCACAUCUUACAAUACCUUACAUCAAGUUGAAUAUGUUUAGUUAAGGUUUUUGCACGCUUAGAACUUAUAGAAAACUAUGAAACGUUCUGUCUCUACAACAUUGUCUCUACUCAGUUGUGAACUGUUAAUUUGUUCUCCUGUUUUUCCUCACAGCCUAUGUUUUGUAAAAACAGCAGUUUAUUGGUGUACCGUAAAACAAAUUCACUAGUAACACCAGUUUUGCUUUGUUUUAAAAUUUCAAUUCUGUACAUACUUUGUUUGCAAUGUUAUGUUGCCUGAAAAUAAUUGUACAAAAGGAAUUUUUGAAUAUCUCUUUAUAAAAUGAUCAUUGUAAAUUUAACCUUAACAUGCUAGUAAAUAAAAUGCUAUUCACAACAAA